AUGCUGGCUUUCAAGCAGAAGAAGGAUCAUCAGGUCAGGAAAAGCGGAGGCAAGCGAAUUCUGAUCAAGAUAAACGUCGUCGGAAGCCCCGGACCCAUCCGUUUUGUGGUUAAUGAGGAGGAGGUGGUGGCUGCCGUCAUUGAAACCGCUCUCAAGUCCUACGCUCGUGAGGAUCGUCUUCCUGUUCUUGGCACCAAAUUCAGUGACUUCUUUCUGUAUACUCCAGUCGCCGGAACAGAAGCUUUGGGUCCAUGGGAGAUGAUCGGAACGUUCGGAGUGAGGAACUUCAUGUUAUGGAAGAAGCCUGGGCAGUCGGAGGGUGUGGCGGAGAUUACGCGGAAGAGGUCCGGCAGGUGGAAGUCAUGGCUCAGUAGAUCACUUAGUUUAAAAGCAAACCAAUAA
This is a messenger RNA of Lactuca virosa, 402 nucleotides long. The record is from the annotation of a GenBank genome assembly. Lineage: Eukaryota; Viridiplantae; Streptophyta; Magnoliopsida; Asterales; Asteraceae.